AAAAUAAAAUGUUCCUUUACAAUUCCUUGCAGCUUCCUGCUUCAGUGUCUGGAGGAUCUUGAUGCCAACCUACGGAAACUCAAUUCCCGUUUGUUUGUCAUUCGUGGACAGCCAGCAGAUGUUUUCCCCAGGCUUUUCAAGGAAUGGAAUAUUGCAAAACUUUCUAUUGAAUAUGAUUCUGAACCCUUUGGGAAGGAGAGAGAUGCAGCUAUUAAGAAACUGGCUAGUGAAGCUGGAGUGGAGGUCAUUGUUCGGAUUUCCCAUACGCUGUAUGACCUGGACAAAAUCAUAGAACUAAAUGGAGGACAACCUCCUCUUACUUACAAGAGAUUCCAGACCCUAAUUAGCAGAAUGGAACCACUGGAAAUGCCUGUGGAGACUAUAACCCCAGAAGUAAUGAAAAAAUGCACCACUCCAGUUUCUGACGACCACGAUGAGAAAUACGGUGUGCCAUCCCUUGAGGAGCUAGGUUUUGACACUGAUGGUCUGCCUUCUGCAGUAUGGCCAGGGGGAGAAACAGAGGCUCUCACACGAUUGGAAAGACACUUGGAACGAAAGGCUUGGGUAGCAAACUUCGAAAGGCCACGAAUGAAUGCAAAUUCCCUCCUGGCAAGCCCCACGGGGCUCAGUCCCUACCUGCGCUUUGGCUGUUUGUCCUGUCGCCUCUUUUAUUUCAAGUUAACGGAUCUGUACAAAAAGGUAAAAAAGAACAGCUCCCCUCCCCUCUCCCUCUAUGGCCAGCUGUUAUGGCGUGAAUUUUUCUACACAGCAGCGACUAACAAUCCACGGUUUGAUAAAAUGGAGGGGAAUCCUAUCUGUGUUCAAAUUCCCUGGGAUAAGAAUCCUGAGGCUUUGGCCAAAUGGGCAGAAGGCAGAACAGGUUUUCCUUGGAUUGAUGCAAUUAUGACACAGCUUCGUCAAGAAGGUUGGAUUCACCAUUUAGCCAGGCAUGCUGUCGCAUGCUUCCUGACUCGAGGUGACCUCUGGAUUAGCUGGGAAGAAGGAAUGAAGGUCUUUGAAGAGCUGUUGCUCGAUGCAGAUUGGAGUGUUAAUGCUGGAAGCUGGAUGUGGCUGUCCUGUAGUUCCUUCUUUCAGCAGUUUUUUCACUGCUACUGCCCAGUGGGUUUUGGCAGAAGAACUGACCCAAAUGGAGAUUAUAUCAGGCGUUAUUUGCCAGUACUUAGAGGUUUCCCUGCGAAAUAUAUCUACGAUCCUUGGAAUGCCCCAGAGGGCAUCCAGAAGGCUGCAAAGUGUAUUAUAGGAGUGAAUUAUCCCAAACCAAUGGUAAACCACGCAGAGGCAAGUCGUCUGAAUAUUGAGAGGAUGAAACAAAUCUACCAGCAGCUUUCGCGGUACAGAGGACUGGGUCUUCUUGCAACAGUGCCUUCUAACCCAAAUGGAAAUGGAAACGGUGGCUUAAUGGGCUAUUCACCAGGAGAAAGCAUGUCUGGUUGUGGUAGUACAGGAGGAGCUCAGCUGGGAACUGGUGAUGGUCAUACAGUUGUUCAGUCAUGUGCCCUGGGAGACUCUCAUACAGGAGCAAGUGGAAUUCAGCAGCAAGGUUACUGUCCAGCAAGUAGUAUCUUACACUAUGCUCACGGAGACAAUCAGCAGUCACACUUACUGCAUGCAGGAAGAACAGCCCUUGGUACUGGCAUUAGUGCAGGGAAACGCCCCAAUCCAGAAGAAGAAACUCAGAGCGUUGGCCCAAAAGUCCAGCGACAGAGCACAAAUUAAACUGCAUUAUUGGAAGAGCUGUUUAUCCCUCAAAGAACACCCAGGACAAAAUUCCUGCUACUCUGUGUUGGAACUAAAGUGUUGUGAGAGUUAAUGUUCCUAAGUCACAUACUUUUUUUCAUAAAUUAUUUUCACUUGUUCUCAGUCGCUGUAAACAAGUCCAAUUUUUGGAAUGCGUUCUUUCUAACUGGCAUUUCUAUGGGUUUUUAACUUUUUAAUGACUAUUUCACAAAGGGCAAAUUGAGCUUUGUAUAUAAAGUAUUUGGUGAAGAGUUUGCUAACUUAUUGUAAAUAUAAAUAUUCAUGAUUAGUGAUAGACCCAUCAAUAUAUUUUUGAUAAUCUUUCAUGUAUAUGAGAGUAGGAGAAGCUGUAGUGCUGUUCUGUAAAACAGAUGGACAGAAGUUUUGAAGUUUUUAAAUCGUUCUUAUUUUUAGAUUCCAUACUUGAGCUCUGUAUGAUCAACUUCAAAUUUCCACAAAUGUAAGUGCUUAGGACUGUGUUUAAUC
This is a messenger RNA of Acanthisitta chloris (rifleman), 2244 nucleotides long. RefSeq names its product cryptochrome circadian clock 1 (gene CRY1). The transcript has 13 exons. Gene Ontology annotation, molecular function: FAD binding; DNA binding. Lineage: Eukaryota; Metazoa; Chordata; Aves; Passeriformes; Acanthisittidae. The record is from RefSeq and is a predicted model, not a curated record. Gene Ontology annotation, cellular component: cytoplasm; nucleus. Gene Ontology annotation, biological process: negative regulation of DNA-templated transcription; circadian regulation of gene expression; entrainment of circadian clock by photoperiod. The annotation marks the transcript as partial.